Thecamonas trahens ATCC 50062 is the source of this 1541-nucleotide messenger RNA. RefSeq names its product aspartyl/glutamyl-tRNA(Asn/Gln) amidotransferase subunit A. The coding region runs from base 13 to 1461 and encodes 482 amino acids. The record is from RefSeq and is a predicted model, not a curated record. Gene Ontology annotation, molecular function: glutaminyl-tRNA synthase (glutamine-hydrolyzing) activity. Lineage: Eukaryota; Apusomonadida; Apusomonadidae. Gene Ontology annotation, biological process: glutaminyl-tRNAGln biosynthesis via transamidation; mitochondrial translation. Gene Ontology annotation, cellular component: mitochondrion; glutamyl-tRNA(Gln) amidotransferase complex. The transcript is spliced from 2 exons.
CUAACACUUCCUAUGGCUGCGCGGUACGCCCAGUGGCUAGCCGGGGCCAACGCGCGACUCAACGCGUUUACCUCGGUCACCCCGCCGAGCGCAUGGAGCGGACGUGGGGCGGGAGGGCAUGGGGCGACGGCAUCAGGGGCGACAGGGGCUGGGGCUGGCGUGAGGAUCUCGAUCAAGGACAACAUCUGUACUGUUGAGGAAGAUGGCCCGAGCACGGCAGCAUCACUGCUGCUUGAUGACUACGUCUCGCCGUUUGAGGCAAAGGCAGUGGCGGCGCUCAAGGCUGCGCUACCCGAUGCUGUGAUGGUGGGCAAGACCAACUUGGACGAGUUUGGUAUGGGAGCACACUCGCAGAACUCGGCAGCUGGGCCGGUCGUCUCGCCUUGGCAUCCGGCUCGCUCGCCGGGAGGAUCGUCGGGCGGGGCUGGUGUCUCGGUCGCCAUCAACGCUGCGCACAUUGCGCUUGGCUCGGACACCGGCGGAUCUGUUCGUCUGCCUGCGGCAUACAACGGUAUCAUUGGCAUCAAGCCGACGUAUGGGCUUGUCUCGCGCCGCGGGCUCAUCUCAUACGCCUCUUCGAUGGACACCAUCGGCGUGCUCGCGGCCGAGCUCGGCAUGGCCGCCACUGGACUGGACGCCAUUGCAGGCUUUGAUGCCGACGACGCCACCUCGUGCCAGGCGCCUGACGCCAUUACCGCACUGGGAUCGUAUGCAGAUGCCGUUGAGGCCGCUCCCGAGCUGGCCGGCAAGCGCAUCGGGCUGCCGCGUUCGGCGCUCAUUGCUGAGCUUGCGCCCGAGGUCAAGCAGCUGUGGCGAGAGGCGGCGCGGUCGCUCGAGGCCGGCGGCGCGUCAGUCGAAUGGAUCGAGCUCCCGUCGCUGCCGGUCGCCCUAGCAGCGUACUACGUGAUUGCCGCGGCCGAGGCUGCAUCGAACCUCUCGCGGUACGACGGUUUGCGGUACGGCAACGGAGCCGCCGGGCGCGAUACCGUCGGGUACGACGCUGUUGUCCGCAAGCGGAUUCUUCUGGGGACUCAUGUGCUUUCUGCUGCGGCGUACGCCGAGUACUACGUUGCCGCCGGGCGCGUCCGUGCCGAUCUGGCCGCCGAGCUGGCUGCCGCCUUUGGCCACGUUGAUGCACUGCUGCUACCCACGGCGCCAACACCCCCACCACGCAUCGAUGGCACUGUUGCUGAUGACGCGCCGCUGGAUCAUGAGCUUGCCGCCUACGCCAACGACGUCUUCACCGUCCCCGCCAACCUCGCUGGCCUGCCGGCCUUCUCGCUCCCGCUCGGCACCGCCAGCACCGCCGAUGGCAUCCUUCCGCUCGGCAUGCAGCUCAUUGGCCCAGCGUUCUCUGAGCACACCCUCUUUGGACUCUCGGCCCACCUCCUCGACGCUUUUGCCCAUGCUGCACCGCUCUCCCACACUGCCGCAUGGCACCAGCAGCCAUAUGAUGGCUGAUGCCAAUGGGUGUUGCGCACGUGUUGCGCCAUCCCGAUCUGCAUAUCCCGUGAUAGGUCGUGGUAAAUGCCCCGAGAAAG